Molecule: messenger RNA, 1477 nt
Organism: Galdieria sulphuraria
Lineage: Eukaryota; Rhodophyta; Bangiophyceae; Galdieriales; Galdieriaceae
Product: mitochondrial carrier
Exons: 5
Coding region: 111-1400 (429 amino acids)
Biological process (GO): NAD transmembrane transport
Molecular function (GO): NAD transmembrane transporter activity
Source: RefSeq, a predicted model, not a curated record
ACUACUGACAAGAAAACUUAACAUCGAUUGAUAUUCAUAAAUAGACAAGCAAUAGUUUCUUUUUGAAAAACAGUCAUACUUCAGUAUUCACAAGUGCGGGCUUACAACCUAUGACACGGUUACAGCAACUACCAAGUUGUUUUGAGUUCUUUAUGGGACAACAGCAACAGUUUUACCUUUCUUUAAACAACCACUAUGACUCUUCCUCCAAACUGGAAGGAUUUCCUAGAAAGGAAGCUGGUAAACCUGCUGUUUCGCUACCUGUUUUACGCUUUGUUCAAGCAGCAGCUGGUGCUUCUGCAGGAAUAGUCAAUACUAUUGUGUUAAGCCCCUUGGAUGUGGCGAAAACAAGACUGCAAGUACAGCAUCAUAUUGCUGCCAAUCUUAAAGCACAGUGUAGACACACGCAUCCAGCGUUGAAAUAUAGAGGGAUGAUAGACGCAUUGAAGGUGAUGAUCAGGGAAGAAGGAGUGAGAGGAUAUUACAGAGGUUUAUCUGCUAGUUUAUGGGCAUUUAUUCCCAACUGGAGUAUAUACUGGGUUACUUAUGAGGAGUUGAAAAGAGACUUGGCUCCUAGACUGCAACACUGGGCUUCCAUCAACUUCAUGUUAUCAGCUAUGGGAGCAGGAACCGUCACCGCUCUAGUGACGGCACCCUUGUGGUUAGUGAAAACGAGAAUGCAGGCUGAAGCAAAGAUACCUGAAUAUUGCAAGUAUCGAUCUGUUUGGGGUACAUUGGCCUUGAUUACUAAAGAAGAGGGUUUUUGGGCUCUUUAUAGAGGUUUACUUCCCACUUUGUUAGGUUUGAUACACGUUGCUGUACAAUUUCCAGCUUAUGAACAUAUCAAGACCCUGCUCAGUCGUCAUAGAAUGGACCAAGAAUGUACCACAGUCGAUAUUUUCAUAGCCUCUUCAUUAUCCAAGGUUUUAGCUAGCUGUGUUGCCUAUCCACAUGAGGUUUUACGAUCAAGGUUGCAAAUUAGUGGGUCCAAAGAGAUGGCAUCCUCAUCACGUCAAUUGCGUUUUGUAAGCAUGUCAAAGGAAAUAUAUCGAAAAGAAGGUAUUCGAGGUUUUUAUCGAGGUUUUUUAGCCAAUUUGGCAAGAACUGUUCCAGCUUGUGUAGUAACCUUUGCGACAUAUGAAUUCACCACUCGUNGAUUCCUUGGGAAGCUAGAGUUUAAUAUCACUAACUUGACCUGUUUGUUCAAAGUGUGUUGGAUUAUUUUUGGAUCGAACCAAAUAGUAAAGCUGUUUCUCAACAAUCGGUUAUUCUCUUUUUCAUUUAUGAAAGAAUCUUUGGCUGAAGAGCGAGAAGCGUUAAAGCUUAUUUAUGGAAAAGACUUGUUCUGGAACCUUAAGCAAGGCACCUUAAGUGUACAGUUGUUGAUAUCCAAUAGGUGAGCUUCCUAGUUAUCCGUUCUUAAAGGUGUUGUUUGUCAACAAUAAACUGAUGUAAAGGACAGCUUUGGUUCAGUUUU